AUGCCCACAGAAUUGCAGAGUCGAACACCAUCGUCCUCCUCCGCAACGAUGCAGUACACCACAGGAGCCGACCUCCCUCCCGAGAUGCUCUCCCGCAUCCUCUACUAUCUCACUCCUCCAGACAAAAGGGAGAACCGCGCGCGCGGCGGCGAGUUCGAGUUCGAGUUCUCGAGGGGCGAAUAUCGGGAUUUGAAGCGUGGACUCGCUGCGCCCAGCCUUGUAUGCAAUCACUGGUCGGAGGCGAUCAGACCUCUCCUCUUCUCAAGACUCAGUUUGCGCAGCGCAGAAGACGUACGUAUGUUACGGAACGUCGUUGACAGUCCCCAAUUUCGGACGUCGUCUCUGUCGGACGCAAUUCAGCUUGUGUCAAUAUUUCAAGAGGUUGCUUCGACGAAGCCGGCAUGGCUCUAUCACGUCCACUGGCUGACAUCUCGACUUCAAGAAACGUCGUUCGAAUGCUACGUCGAGAGCCCUGCGGAUGGACCUAAGCCAACGAUCGGCCACCGGGACCUGUUCCGCUCGUUGCCCAGGGUACCUCCACCCUCCAGCCUGCGGCUCGCCGAACUUGUGCUCAGCGGGCUACAGUUUGCGAGUGCGACAGAGCUCGCACUACUCGUUGACAGUUUUCCGUCCCUCCAGCGUCUCAUUUGCGACCGGCUGAUCUUCCUCGACUCAUCAUCGGUCGUCCAGUCCCGCAGGAGUCCGCGAAGACCUUCAUCAUCUCUCGUCAUAUGCCGAGCGUAUCAAUGCGAGGGAAUGCCGUUUUCCACGAAAGUAGCACUUGCCUCUGACGUCCUCUCGGUUGCCACUCGCGUCGGCCUCGACGCCCACACAUGGGACGCCGUUCUGCAUGCACUGCUUGCAUUGGCACCCGGAACAUUUCAGGCUGUACGCGUUGGAAUGCGGCAACCGGAGGACAAAUCGCUCAAGGCGGUGGAUGUUACUCUCGCUCCAAGUGAGGGCGACAUGGUCUCAUUGUGUGGCAGUUAUAUAUUAGCCUCUAUUGAAGUGCGCCAGGCGAGUGCAGGCCAAGGUGCUGGGCCUCCAUCCGCAUUCAUCGACUCUAUCCACCUCUCGCUUUCGUUCCCUGACGCACAGGUCAGAAAAUCCCUUCGGUUCGACGCCUUCCGUAUAAUCAUCGAUGCCCCACUCUUUGACUGUCUUUAUUUCGCAAGUGGUAAACCGGAUGGCCCGGAGUUCGAGACCUUGAAAGCGAUCCUGUACCACGUCUUGCAGGGGACGCAGUUAUACUGGGCCCUCAAGUCAGGCAAACUCAAGCUCGUGAUUUCUAAUCCCGUGGCUAAUCCCGUGGACAUCUCCGUUUUCAGCAGUGAUAUCAUGCUAUUACUGCAAGCGAGCUUGAAGGACACUAUCGACGACGAGCCGGUCACUGUCGACGCCGCUGAACUAGUCGAUAAUAUCAUUUACGCUGUCCAAGAGGGAGAGGGCGAUGAAUACCUGGAGGAACUUUUAACCGCGCGCGCAAGCUUGGAGGACACUAUCGACGACGAGCCGAUCACUGUAGACGCCGCUGAACUAGUCGAUAGUAUUAUUUACGCUAUCCAACAGGGAGAGGGCGAUGAAUACCUGGAGAAGCUUUUAACCGCGUGCGCGAGCUUGAAGGACACUAUCGACGACGAGCCGAUCACUGUCGACGCCGCUGAACUAGUCAAUAGUAUUAUUUACGCUAUCCAACAGGGAGAGGGCGAUGAAUACCUGGAGAAGCUUUUAACCGCGUGCGCGAGCUUGAAGGACACUAUCGACGACGAGCCGAUCACUGUCGACGCCGCUGAACUAGUCGAUAGUAUUAUUUACGCUAUCCAACAGGGAGAGGGCGAUGAAUACCUGGAGAAGCUUUUAACCGCGUGCGCGAGCUUGAAGGACACUAUCGACGACGAGCUGAUCACUGUCGACGCCGCUGAACUAGUCGAUAGUAUUAUUUACGCUAUCCAACAGGGAGAGGGCGAUGAAUACCUGGAGAAGCUUUUAACCGCGCGCGCGAGCUUGGAGGACACUAUCGACGACGAGCUGGAGGAGCUUUUAACCUCGCGCGCGAGCGGAACAUCGGCGGAUGCGAGUUCUGGGACGGUGGCUGUUCCAUCUGCUCCGGAGGAAGCCUAG
Messenger RNA from Phanerochaete carnosa HHB-10118-sp, 2121 nucleotides. RefSeq lists its product as uncharacterized. The transcript is spliced from 2 exons. The record is from RefSeq and is a predicted model, not a curated record. NCBI's taxonomy places the organism in Eukaryota, Fungi, Basidiomycota, Agaricomycetes, Polyporales, Phanerochaetaceae. Bases 1 to 2121 code for a protein of 706 amino acids.